Molecule: messenger RNA, 936 nt
Organism: Anisakis simplex (herring worm)
Lineage: Eukaryota; Metazoa; Nematoda; Chromadorea; Rhabditida; Anisakidae
Source: the annotation of a GenBank genome assembly
AUGCACGAACCAGCAACAGCAAUGUCGUCGUCUAAAACACCGUCACCCACAACAAAGCCGAGUCCAUUACCGGCAAUGCCAAGCAACACUCGCAUGAGGUCAUCGUCAACGUCACCGUCCUCGAACAAUCAACUCCAACCGCAAGCUCGACCUCAGUCUCAACCUCCAGCGCAAGCUCAGUCUCAGUCAUGCUCACCACCUUCUUCCCAGCAGCAACCACUACCGUCUGUGAAUCAUGUAAUGGGUCCACCACCUCUGUACCGCACCACAUCGUCUUCAGCCACAGUCACUCCACCAACCAACCCCUCGCCGCAUUCCUCUUAUUCCAGUUUAUCUCAGCCAACCACUCCGUUGCAGUCUCAACCCAACCAGCUACACACCUAUCCACCCACCGUGUCAACCUCACAAUCACUCAACAACGCACCAAGUAUCACUCAAUCCCCUCCAAUCACAUCAUCAACGUCCAACUCUAUUCAACGACAACAGUCGUCCACCAUUGUGCCCUCAUCAAUGCUUAAUUCUAAUCUAAAUUCAGUAUCGUAUCACCCGCCGAAUCACACUGAUAUAUUAGUAUCACAACAAGCAUCUGCUGCAACAUCCCCAUAUAUACCUGAGAAUGAAUGCUAUCAAGAAGAACUGAGGAAUCUGCAGCGAAAAUUGUUGAAGCUGUCUCGAGAUAAGAAUUUCUUGCUCGAUCGACUCAUUCAGUACGAAAAGCUGAGUGAUUCAUCAGAUGAUUCAGAUUCGAAUUCAGUCAAAACUGUUGAAGAUAAGCCGAAAAUACCGAAAAAAAGAUCCAGGCAGUCAACGUCACGUCGACGUCAAACGAUCGAAGCAGAUGUUGAUAACAGCGGUGGUGUUGCUCUGAUGCGACAGUCGUCGAGCACUUGUCCCACAACUACGUCACUUAUUGGUGACUUUUUAAUUUUGUUUUAA